AUGGAUCGGCAAAAGGAAGAUGUCAAACACGCAACGACGAACAUCUCCGAUCUCCCACCUAAUCUCUUCCCAUUUAUAUUAUUUUUAAAACCAAAUUAAUUUAAUAAAACCUCAGAGAAAGAGAGAGAGAGAGAAAGAGUUAAUAUGAAUAGAGGUGGAAAGAGCCAUUAAAUGUACGAAGCGACAUUCACAAUAAUUCGAAAGGAGGAAGACGAGUUAGAUACGGCCAGGCUCAGUGUCCUCGUCCACCACAAAGCUCCCCCCUUUCUACGGGAAUCAUCCUUCUCCAACACACUCCCUUCCAAAUACACUCCGAUCCUUCAUUUGUUAAAUUUUGCUUUCAUUUUUCCUCAUUUAUCAUCAUCGGAGAUCGUGAAGAAAGAAGAAUAUCAAAGUUAAAUUAAGAAUCCCCAUAGAGAGAGAGAGAGAGGCUACUUACCUGCAAAACACCCUUUUCUGUUUGGAUUAUCGAUUUUGGAUUUUCAAAGUUUGGUUCUUUUUUUUUUUUUGUUGCUGUUGUUAUCCUCUAUUUAUAACCAUGCAAUCUCACGACGAACCCUCCAAUCUCCAUGGCGGAAUCCGGCGAGUUCAACGGCGGUCAGCCUCAUAGUCCCAUUAGAACAACUUCUUCUGGCAGUAGCAGCAGCAACCGUACUGCUCCACCUCCUCCUCCUCCACCAUCAGUUAUGGUGAGAAAGCGAUUAGCUUCCGAGAUGUCUUCAUCUUCUUCCUUAAACAACCCUGACUACAACAACCAUCGUCCUCCUCCUCGCCGUGUCUCUCACCAACUUGACUCCAACUACACCAUCACUUCUCCUCCACCACCACCACCUAUAACGGCGGCGGCCGACUAUACCACUCAGCCGACCCCACCGCUCUCUGUAUGUGGCUUCUCCGGUCUUCCGGUGUUUCCUUCCGACCGCCGGACAGCGAUGUCCGUACAGCCAAUGGAACAAGACUCUUCGUCUUCUUCUUCUUCACCUACUGUGUGGGUCGACGCCAUUAUCAGAGACUUAAUCCACUCCUCAACUUCAGUCUCUAUCCCACAGCUUAUCCAAAACGUCAGAGACAUCAUUUUCCCUUGUAACCCAAAUCUCGGCGCUCUUCUCGAGUACAGACUCCGAUCUCUCAUGCUUCUUGACCCUUCUUCGUCCUCCGACCCUUCUCCUCCUCAACCUUUCGACUCCAUCACUCAACCUCUAUAUCAUCAGAUCUCUAACAAUCCUUCUCCUCCUGUAACGCAACAACAACAACAGCAACAACAACAACAGCAACAACAGCAACAACAGCCUAAGCCAACACCUCCUCCAAUUCAGCAGCAAGAAAGGGAGAAUUCUUCCACCGAUGCACCGCCGCCUGAGACAGUGACCAGCACGGAGACCACCGUAGCAAACACGGCGGAGGCGUUAAGAGAGAGAAAAGAAGAGAUUAAGAGACAGAAGCAAGACGAAGAAGGCUUGCAUCUUCUCACGUUGCUGCUACAGUGUGCUGAAGCAGUCUCUGCGGACAAUCUCGAAGAAGCAAACAAGCUUCUCCUCGAGAUCUCUCAGCUCUCUACUCCAUACGGAACAUCUGCGCAGAGAGUCGCUGCGUAUUUCUCGGAAGCAAUGUCUGCGAGAUUACUCAACUCUUGCCUCGGGAUUUACGCGGCGUUGCCUUCACGGUGGAUGCCACAAACGCACAGCUUGAAGAUGGUCUCUGCGUUUCAAGUGUUUAAUGGGAUAAGCCCUUUGGUGAAAUUCUCACACUUUACAGCUAAUCAAGCGAUACAAGAAGCUUUUGAGAAAGAAGAUAGUGUGCACAUCAUCGAUUUGGAUAUCAUGCAGGGACUUCAAUGGCCUGGUUUAUUCCACAUCCUAGCUUCUAGACCCGGAGGACCUCCUCACGUGCGUCUCACGGGACUUGGUCUAUACUAUGACAGCAGUAGUGGGCUUUGGUACUCGUAUGACCCUCAAACGCAACAAUAUGUAGCUUGUCCUGAUCAAAACAAUCAGAGUAAAUCAACUGAAACGCAACCAGAGAUUGCCAAGACGGAGAAAUCCAGUCAACAAAAAGUUAUUAUCUCUGCGGCUGCUACCCCCACUGUAGACAAGGCUAUCUCCUUACCAGAUGCGGUACAGGCGGCUGCAGCAGCAGCAAUUGCUUCGGAGAAGAGAGAAAAAGAAAGAGUGAAGGAAAUAAAACUUGCAUCAAAGAGUAGCAUACUGGCUAGCAAGAAAAAAAUGAGUAAUGUUUUAACAAUGUGGAAGCAGCGGAGCCAUGAACCACAAACACAACGUCCCUCACUUGGUGUUGACAAUCCACCUACAGUUCUGUCUGAAGCAAGGUCGUCUUUCUCCGCUGUACCAUCCAAGGGCAAGCUGAAAUCUGACACAAUGAUUGCAAAGGAGAGAACUACCUCCAAUCAUGGAGUUGCCGCACUUGCAACAACUCCCACUACAGAAAGCUCGAGUAGCAGUACAGGAGGAAGACCUUUGAUGGGGGUGAUGAGAGGUUCUUUUGGAGGAACUUCUUCUUCAGCUAAUGUACAAGUGCCUCCAGUUUUGCCUUCUGCUCCUUCCCCUUCGGUUCCGGUUUCGGUUUCUGGGAGUGGGAGAAGAAGGUUCUCUGAAACGCCGACUGCAGUGCCCACUCACAGUGAACAGCCUCUGACAUCAUACCGGGACCGUGCUGCAGAAAGAAGAAACUUAUACGGUUCUUCAGCUCCCGGCGGCAAUGAUGUUAUUGAUUCAAGUGAAGAUAUUAUGGGGUUGAGAAAAGGUUCAUCGGAUCCAACACCUUUUCCUCCUGGUGUGGGUGGACGUGGGAUUACCACGACCGAAGUCAGUAGUUUCGAUGUAAUUACAGAAGAUAAAGCAAUAGACGAAAGUAACGUGGGAAACAGAAUGUUGAGAAACAUGGGUUGGCACGAAGGAUCGGGUUUAGGGAGAGACGGGAGUGGAAUGAAAGAACCGGUGCAAGCGCAAGGCGUUGAUAGGAGAGCAGGACUUGGGAGUCACCAGAAGAAACUUGAUGCUGAGUUUGAGGCUCAGCCUGGCGAUACCUACAGAACUGUUCUCCAUAAGAAAGCACUUGCGAGGUUUCGUGAUAUGUCUGACAAUAAUUGACUGUUGAGAGGUUUUGUGUGUGUAAAGUGGUGUUGGAAUUUUAAUGUGUUGGUUGUAUUUUAACUCUGAAAAUUGAUUUUGAUUUUGCUCUCUAGUAGUCACUAUUGAAUUGUUGAACACAUGGCACUUUAUACUU
Messenger RNA from Eutrema salsugineum, 3243 nucleotides. RefSeq names its product protein SCARECROW. Gene Ontology annotation, cellular component: nucleus. Gene Ontology annotation, molecular function: RNA binding. The transcript has 4 exons. The coding region runs from base 570 to 3107 and encodes 845 amino acids. NCBI's taxonomy places the organism in Eukaryota, Viridiplantae, Streptophyta, Magnoliopsida, Brassicales, Brassicaceae. Gene Ontology annotation, biological process: mRNA splicing, via spliceosome. The record is from RefSeq and is a predicted model, not a curated record.